AUGACUUCUAAAGAGAACCUCUACAUCUCGUCUACCCCAGACGAGGUCAAGAACGCUCCGGGCCUCCACUUGCUCACCCAGAACACGCCCAAUGGCCAAGCCACACAGAUCCUGCUCGAGGAGCUUGCCGUGAAGUAUGGCACGAAGUGGACGACCACCCUGAUCAAUAUUUCCACCAAUGUCCAGAAGGAGGAGUGGUUUCUCCGCCUCAACGCCAACGGCCGCAUUCCCACUCUCGUCGACAACAGCAAAAACCCUCCCUACCCUGUCAUCGAAACCUCUGCUCAGCUGCUCUACCUCCUAAAAGAAUACGACGCAGAGGACACAUUCGGCUUCAAAGACGAGCUCGAACGUAACGAGGCGUUGCAGUGGAUGUUCUUCUGGCACGGCGGCGGCGCCCCCUACCAAGGCCAAGUCAACCACUUCACGCGCGCCGCCCCCGAAAAGAUCCCCUACGCCAUCACGCGCUACAAGAACGAGACGCUGCGCGUCUACGGCGUGCUCGAGAUCCGCCUGUCGGGCAUCUACACGGGCGGGCAGCCGCGCGACUACCUCGCGGGCGCCGGCAAGGGCAAGUACAGCGUCGCCGACAUCAAGACCUGGCCGUGGGUCAAAGGGUGGGAGCGCUCGGGCUUCGCGAAGGAGGACAUGGACAAGUUUCCUCAUGUGCUCAAGUGGAUUGACAGGAUCGCGGCGAGGGAGGCCGUGCAGAAGGGCAUUGGUGAGAAGUAUGUGCAGUCGUAG
Molecule: messenger RNA, 744 nt
Organism: Cyphellophora europaea CBS 101466
Lineage: Eukaryota; Fungi; Ascomycota; Eurotiomycetes; Chaetothyriales; Cyphellophoraceae
Exons: 3
Coding region: 1-744 (247 amino acids)
Source: RefSeq, a predicted model, not a curated record